CUCCCGCCUGCAUCUGCUGGAUCAGCUCUGACUCCCUGCACACACACAUACACGCACGCACACUCACACACAUGCACACACACACACACACACUUCCACGCUCCCUCUCACACACUCUUACACAUACACUACCAGGGGGAUUCCUCCGCCACUGCAGCCUGUGCUUGCUCCACCUGGCUCCUGCCUUCCGCCGUUGGGGGGAAAGCACGAUCUAAAAUGACUUUUACUAAAUGGCCAGUGGUCGGAGCUUAGUGCUGAUCCAUCAAAGAGCACUAUGAGUAGAUGACAACAAGCAGCCUUUAAUCCAGAAAGGAUUCCUCUUCUCUGUGCUAAGAGUCUGCUAACCGUGUGUAAGGACCACUGGGAGUACAAGAAUCAAGUCAAGGACACGUUCACUCCCCCUCAGCCUGCAGGAAGAUGGGAGUGAGAAAAUAAAGCUCUGCAGAGUCAAGAGGAGCUUAAUGAGUUCCAAGGAAUCUUGAAACAAACGCUGUGCAUUUGUGUAUGUCUGUGUGAGAGGAUCAGGCAACCAUGUGGACAUUCGCUGCGACUGUCCACUGUCUUCUGGCUGCUGCGCUGCUAUUGGCUUGCUGCCUCCAAUCACUAGUGGCCACUGAGGAUGAUGUCACACCUCGCAUCAGUUUCCCUUACAACGCAAAGGAGAGGUCGGCCAAGAGAUUCUCUGCGGACGGUGUCUUCAAUUACACCUCCUUGCUGCUCAGUCAGGAAGAUGACAUGCUGUACGUCGGAGCCAGGGAGGCGUUGUUUGCCCUCAGCCUCUCGGACAUCAGCAAGACCAAGCUACAGAAGAACCUGACGUGGGGCACUCCUGCUGGAAAGAGAGAAGAAUGCAGCUUCAAAGGGAAGAACUUGGAGACUGAUUGCUUCAAUUACAUCAAAAUCCUCCUGCGGCUGAACAGCACUCAUCUCUAUGUGUGUGGCACCUAUGCCUUCAGUCCUAUUUGCGCCUACAUAAACACGUCAACAUUCACGCUGGAGAGAGAUGAAGUGGGCGAGGUCAUGAUGGAAGAUGGGCGCAGUCGCUGCCCCUUUAAUCCAGAGUACAAAUCCACUGCCAUCAUUGUUGAUGGUGAAUUGUACACUGGUACUGUCAGCAACUUCCAAGGGAACGAGCCUGUCAUUUACAAGAGUUUGGGUCAGGGAACUGCUCUGAAGACGGAAAACUCUUUAAAAUGGCUGCAAGAUCCAGUCUUUGUCGGGUCGGCUUACAUCGAGGAGAGUCAACCAAUAGGCAACCCCGUGGGAGACGACGACAAGAUUUACUUCUUCUUUAGCGAGGCGGGAAAAGAAUUCGACUUCUUUGACAACACCAUUGUGUCGAGGAUCGCUCGCGUGUGUAAGGGGGAUAAAGGUGGCGAGCGGGUGCUGCAGAAGAAAUGGACGACCUUCCUGAAGGCCCAGCUCCUGUGUUCCCUCCCCGAUGACGGUUUCCCCUUCAACAUCAUCCAGGACAUGUUCGUCCUGAAGCCUAUGGGAGACAGCUGGGAGAGCACCGUCUUCUACGGCGUCUUCACCUCCCAGUGGUAUAAAGGAGCAUCAGGCAGCUCAGCAGUGUGUGCAUUCACCAUGGCACAGGUGGAACGAGCCUUCAGCGGGCGCUACCGAGAGGUCAACAGGGAGACACAGCAGUGGUACACCUACAACCACCCAGUGCCAGAGCCACGGCCCGGGGCGUGUGUGACCAACCACGCCAGGCAAAUGGGUAUCCAGUCAUCUUUGCACAUGCCUGAUAAAGUGCUUAACUUUGUCAAGGACCAUUUCCUGAUGGACAGCGUGAUCCGCAGCGCUCCCCUGCUGCUGAAGCGCAGCGUGCGCUACACACAGAUCGCCGUGCACAAGAUCCAAGGCAUGGAGAGGGCUUAUGACGUGCUCUUCAUCGGAACAGAUGAUGGAAAGCUCCAUAAGGCCAUCAACGCCAACGACAAGAUGCACAUCAUAGAGGAGAUGAUUCUGUUUCCUGAGCCUCAGCCUGUGCAGCACAUCGAACUGGAUCCUCAGAGGGGUCUGUUGUUUGUGUCGUCCAACUCUGGGCUGGUGGAGGUUCCAGUGGCCAACUGCUCCAACUACCUGAGCUGUGGAGAGUGUGUGUUGUCCAGAGACCCAUACUGUGCUUGGACGGGACGGCUGUGUCGGGACGUGAGGAUGGCUCCACCUGACAGUCACUGGCAGCAGGAUGUGGAGGAGGCCGAUACAUCAGCGAUUUGUAACAGGACGUUUCUCAGCGGCAGAUCUGCCAGACCAGCAGCUUCUCGUGGCUCUCAGUGCCAGCUCAUCACAAUCCCAGCCAACACCUUUCGAGUCCUGCCCUGUAAACGGCGGUCCAACCUGGCACAGAGGAGGUGGCGUUACAGUGACAGCGCCAGCCAGUUCCUCUACGCUACACCAGAAGGAAACCUUGUGGUGGUGGCACAGGCUGACAGGAUGGAGACCUACGAGUGCUGGUCAGAAGAGGAGAAUUUCCGCCAGCUGUUGGCCAACUACUGCGUGAGGGCGGAGCCCCGUCAGGAAAGCACCACUCUGAUUGGUCAUUCACGCACGCCGCACAUUGAGCGAGAGGAGACCAUCAUCCUGCCCGGCGAGUCUCGUUCUGAGCAGGUCCACACAAAGACGUACUGGAACGAACUGAUUGUGGUGUGCGCCCUGCUGGCAUUCUCCCUGGUGGUGUUCUCCUUGUUCGUCAUCUACAGGAACCGGGACCACAUGAAGUCCAUGCUGAAGCAGGGCGAGUGCCCGAACAUGCAGCAGAAGAAGCCGAGGAUUGUGGGAAAGCCUGCUGAGAGCCUACCCCUAAAUGGUAACACCAUCCCUGUUUCUACUUCUGAUCAUAAGGGCUACCAGACGUUAAAUGACAACUACAUCUGCAGCACGCCCACCCACGAGUCCUCGCCAGACAACAGCAAGAGCUUCUCCGAGGCCUCCGACAGGCGGCCGCUUAACUUGAAGGAGAGCCACGUGGAAUACUCCCCGACCUGCCCCCGGCCCAGGGUGAGGCUAGGCUCGGAGAUCAAAGACUCUAUCGUAUGAGAGCACAGUAUUCGCUAAAAGAUACCACCCUGUAUCUCCGUGAAGGAUACAGGCCACCGAGCAGAGGAGAGGAGACCUUGACAUCCCUCUACAUCACAGCACAUCUUUUAUUUUAGUCAUCUUUUGUUCUGUGAUCAGUGCAGAGGGCAUUUCGUUUAACCAUUUCCACUCCGAAGCCACAGGUUGAUCUGGUGUGCUGCCUAGGGCAGGAAGAGGAGGCAGCAAAACACUGCAGUUUCAGCCAGAAUCAACAACCAUGGCAGCUGCUCAGAAUAGUUAUUACACAGUCUUUGUUUGAGUCAUUCUCAUGGCCGCUAAUGUGUGUGAGUGUAGGGCUGGGCAAUAUGAGAAAGAGAAAAAAAAAACAAAGGAUCUUCCUCUAAUAUCAGUAUGUAUCUCAGUAUCUCUUUAGGUAUGCAAGAUCCAACAUUAAAAUGUCUAGUUGAUAUUCAUCACAUGAUAUAAUAAAACAAAUAAAUAGUGAAUAUUAAUACAUUUCCCAGCCCUAUGUGAGUGUGUGUUACCUUCCACAUGCUCUGCAGAAGAUGGCCGCCAGAGGCCACACUGUUAUUAUGCACACUAGAACCAAGCUACAGCUACAUGGUGACCAAGAGUUCAGGUUUAGGAGAAUAUAAUACAUGUAUUUCAUAUUCAUUAUGAUCCACACAUUAUGGGAGCAAGUCAGAAGCACAUUUUGCUGAAUAAAUGAUUGUAUGAGGAUGAAGAUGGUGAAAGAUGAGGUAUACUUGGAGAAGACAAAACACGCUGUUGGAACAACAGUUAAAAGGACUGCAACCUUCUGAAAGAUGAUGAAAAAAUGUGAUCAUAAAUUAUGCUCCAGGGCCUAAAUACUGACAUUUACCUCCUGAAUGUAUGUUGUUGUUCAAAGGUUUCAUUCACACCUUACUGCACCAUGGACAAUCUAGGGAACCUGUUGCUCUACAUCUCUGCUCAUCUGAGACAGCCCUGUUCUUCAGUAUUGACCUGCAGGUAUCAUGAUGGGCUCAUAAAACCACAGGAGACAUGAUUACCCUGUUUUUGAGGCGAAUAUGGAAAAGAGUCCUGACAUUAUGUCAGUGGAGGCGGGAUAUUUUAAGCACAGAAAGCCACAAAAAAAAGGGGACGUCCACACCUUUCCCAUCUUCAGGGCAGCACUGAAAUCAUCAUGUGCACUGUGCCAAAAAAAAACAAAACUUGAUUGUCUUAUCUAAAUGCAAUAUUGCCAUCCAGUUAUGACCACUCCCAUGCUUUGUGUUAGCAUUGAUCAGUGUCGAAGAGCACAUGGUGACGGAACCAGAGGUGGGUUUCAGAAAGUGGCACUAAUAAUAAACAAAUGUGAAGUGCAAGGUUGGAAACUUCUCUAAGACUGUUAGCUCAAAACAAACUUUUCAGACUGUGUUGGGCAAAACAUUUGUGUAAAAUCUGAACUGGGGCCAAAGGAUAUGUCACAGAGAUUGCUUCAUGUGAAAGCUUGUCUUGUGUCAGGUGAGAAAAUAUUCCAGUUUUCCUUCAGGUACCCUUAAAGCUUCACUGGGUAACUUUUAUAAAAAUAACUUUAUGUCAUAUUUGCUGAAACUGUCGAAACUAUAUCCUGACAGUAGUACAUGAGACAUAUAAUCUGUGAUAAGUCAGAAUCCUCUGGUGCCUCCCAUAGCCUGAAAAAAUAAUGGAUGUAGCUAACAUGAUGUCACCCACUGGUUUGUUGACCCCCUGUUUUAUAGCCUUGCAUUCGGACUUCGUCAGUCGCCACCUUCGCUUUUUUGGAUCCAGAAGUGACCCUAUUUGGGUGAGAGGCUGGCACUGUGGACAGCCUGUAACACAAAGCAGCCUGUCUUUAAUAAUGCAUAACUUUAAGCCUUAAUAAAAUGUAGACCGGUGAGUGAGUUAUAUAAGAAUUCACCCCCCGUACAGUUGUCAUGAAUGUUGAAAUUAGCUACAGAGACCAAAACUGUCUUUGUACCAGGCUGUAAACAUGUUAAUUUCUGCUGAAAAGUUGGGCAUUUUAACAUUGAGGUCUAUGGAGACUGACUGGCUUUGGAGCCAGCCUCUAGUGGUCAUUCAAAGAACUGCAGUUUUUGGCACUUUCACGUUGGCUUCGGUUUUCAGCCCCAGAGGUUGCUGCUUGGCUCCUCCUAGUGCUGCUUAUGGCAUUUGCGAGAAUCCACCAGAACCAACCACCAAAACAAACAGUCAGAGCCAGGAGGAGUCUCUAAAGCAUUUGAAUCACUGCUUGUGCACAUGCUUAGCUGCUAACAAAAGCAUAUGGUAAAGACAUGUAAACAGAAAUAGACUGGCUUGCUCACCUCCAUAGAAGAAGACCAACAUUUACUCUGAUUGGUUAUACGAGUUCAGGUGUGGUGGACACAUGCAAAUGCCAUUAGGAGCAUUCGGAGGAGCCAUAGGAACAUGAUUAUUUCAUUGGUUAUUUGUCUCAUGUACUACUGUCAGGAUGUAGUGACAGUUUCAGCAAAUAUGACUAAGUUAUUUUUUAUAAACG
Molecule: messenger RNA, 5542 nt
Organism: Epinephelus lanceolatus (giant grouper)
Lineage: Eukaryota; Metazoa; Chordata; Actinopteri; Perciformes; Serranidae
Gene: sema4bb
Product: sema domain, immunoglobulin domain (Ig), transmembrane domain (TM) and short cytoplasmic domain, (semaphorin) 4Bb
Biological process (GO): axon guidance; positive regulation of cell migration; neural crest cell migration
Cellular component (GO): plasma membrane
Molecular function (GO): semaphorin receptor binding; chemorepellent activity
Source: RefSeq, a predicted model, not a curated record